Molecule: messenger RNA, 312 nt
Organism: Lactuca virosa
Lineage: Eukaryota; Viridiplantae; Streptophyta; Magnoliopsida; Asterales; Asteraceae
Source: the annotation of a GenBank genome assembly
AUGAAGCCACCACCUCCACCGCUCUCUAGCAAGGAAAGCACCACCAAUCUUCAGAAAGAAGCCCUAAACCCCAGUUUAGAGAAGAAAAAGAUCAGGUUUGUGUUUCCUUUUUCUUUUCGUUUACAAGUUCAUUUUCUUAUUCAACAUCAUACUUAUCUUGUAGAUGUGGUUGGUUCUUGGAAACCAUUAGUAUUGCUCCUAGCUGUUGAAGAUAAAGAUGUUUCCACCCAGUGUCUAGAUUCAAGGAUCAAAUCUUGCUUCACUGCCUACCUUCCAACAGGGUUACAAGGAAGAGGCAGGGGAGCUGGUUGA